UCAGGAUGGAACCAGUCCGAGUAGUCUCUCGCAGACUGCCACAAAAACACAUGUUUAUCGUCUUGUACUGUCUGUUGGGUGCGCAGAUACUCCUCACUGGGCUGUACUUAUUGCGACCUGGUGGUGUUCAGCUACAGAAAAAACUGCUUGAUAUCCGGAAGAACUCCCCAUCCCGCGGUGGAUUCGAUAACGAUCCCGACAAAAGCAUAAAGACUCAGCCAACGGUGGUGGAAGACUGUGCAGAACAUCCCAGUACGCUAGUGGGCCUCAUCCGUAUUGAUCUCAACGUGUCAACAGAUCUAAAUGAACAGAAGAAAGCAAUGCCAGAGGUCGACUGGGGGGAGUGGAAGCCUUCUAAAUGUAAAUCCAGACAUAAAGUGGCAAUUAUCAUCCCAUAUCGUGAUCGUUUGCAACAUCUUAAAAUGCAGCUCAGAUACCUCCACCCGUUAUUACAGAGACAGCUGGUGCACUAUAGGUUAUUUGUGGUAGAACAGGCAGGAGUAGGUACCUGGAACAAAGGGCGUGUUAUGAACGCCGGAUUUCUAGAAGCCGCCAAGCUUUUCGAUUUCCAGUGCGUCAUCUUCCAUGACGUGGAUCUAGUGCCGGAGGACGAUCGCAACACGUACAAAUGCCAUCCUCUUCCUUUACACAUGUCAUCGGCGCCGAGUCAGGAUAAAUACCGAACAAGGUACACCUUUCUAGUGGGUGGAGUGAUGAAUUUUCCUCGUGAAGACUUUCUGAAGCUGAACGGUUACUCCAACGAGUUCUGGGGGUGGGGCGGAGAGGACGACGACAUGGCACAGAGGUUAAAGGCCUCAGCCAAGGGUUUUGAGCGAGUUCCAACGGACAUGGGUCGGUACACGUCCUUAAUACACGGUGGCAGGGACAAGAACCCCAGAAGAAUUGCUCUUUUGCAAGACUCGAAGAAACGGCAGGCAAAAGAUGGCGUCUCGUCUUUACCCUACAGACUGCUCUCCUCAACUAAUGCAAAGUUAUACACACAUCUUUUAGUCGUCGUUUAAAUUUGAACUCUUUAACAAACAUUUUUUAAAAUUUUGGGCAAAUAGAUAUACAACGAUACAAAAACAACGAAAAAUAAUAUAAGUUGUCAUAAGAUUUUUUCAUAUAUGCUCCAAGGGACCCGGCCAUGUCACGUACAAGUAAGCACAGCGACAACACAUCGAAGGCUAUGUCACGCAGACGACAUUUUGGCGUGUUUGAGACUAUAAUUUCUACAAAAUGUCAAUUUCAGGACAAAACGGAUU
Lingula anatina is the source of this 1265-nucleotide messenger RNA. Its product is annotated as beta-1,4-galactosyltransferase 4. Gene Ontology annotation, biological process: carbohydrate metabolic process; glycosphingolipid biosynthetic process. Gene Ontology annotation, cellular component: Golgi apparatus. The record is from RefSeq and is a predicted model, not a curated record. NCBI's taxonomy places the organism in Eukaryota, Metazoa, Brachiopoda, Lingulata, Lingulida, Lingulidae. Gene Ontology annotation, molecular function: galactosyltransferase activity; N-acetyl-beta-glucosaminyl-derivative 4-beta-N-acetylgalactosaminyltransferase activity.